Messenger RNA from Oryctolagus cuniculus (rabbit), 2131 nucleotides. It is a transcript of the gene DPEP3, whose product is annotated as dipeptidase 3. Gene Ontology annotation, molecular function: metallodipeptidase activity. The record is from RefSeq and is a predicted model, not a curated record. Gene Ontology annotation, biological process: proteolysis. Lineage: Eukaryota; Metazoa; Chordata; Mammalia; Lagomorpha; Leporidae.
CGCCGGUCCCUCCAUAAACUUUCCAAAGCCCACUCAUAUAGGUCUUAAAUUUCACUUUCAUUUUAACAAACUUCAGGGAUUCUUUUCAGUCAGUCUCAACAUUCAGAUCUAACUCACUCUAAGACUUCACGGAAUAUUUUGACCUAGUUAGGGUCAGGACACAUCCUCGCAGCUAAGGCCCCCAGGAGAGCCCAGCAAGGGGAUGGAAUUAGGAAGAUUCCUGCUUGGUUGACCAACUCCCUCACCGACCUCCCACCUGUCGGCUGGUCUGCGCAGCCAGGGGCAGCGGCACGCCUGGGGUGGGGCGAGGGGAGCCCACGUCGCGUCGCGCGCAGACGCAGGCUGCACGCAGAGGCCGCCCAGCCCGUGGGGGCGCUCGCCCGCGUAGGGAGCUGGGGAUUUGUGGCGCCUCCCGCCGGCCACGCUGCUCGGCGUGGGGUUCCCAGCCCGUCGGUUGCAGCGUCGUCGCCUGACUGAAACUCUCUCAGAGGGAGGCCACACCGCUGAGUCACCUUAAUCGGAGCUUCGGACCCUCGACUCUCUGCCCUUCGCCUCCCCAGUCUCGUGAUCAUCACCCUUGCACCCCGGCUGGGUCUUGCGCAAUAUGCAGCCCACGGGCCUCGAGGGUCCCCACUUGUCCUGCCGGCGGCCUCUGCUGCGUUUGCUGUUACUGCUACUGCUGCUGGUAACCCGCGCCCAGACCUUGCCCGGACCUCCUGGUGCCCCCAAUGCCACGACCGUGCUGGGCGCCACCAACGCCACAGCUAUGCAUGGAGCCUCCGGUGCGCUGGGCCUGCGGGAGCGUGCGCAAGCUCUGAUGCGGAACUUCCCGCUUGUGGACGGCCACAAUGACCUGCCUAUGCUCCUGAGACAACUUUACCAGAACAUACUACAGGAUGUCAACCUACACAACUUCAGCCAAGGCCAGACCAGCCUGGACAGGCUUAGAGAUGGCCUCGUGGGGGCACAGUUCUGGUCAGUCAAUGUCCCAUGCGAGACCCAGGACCAAGAUGCUGUGCGCCUCAGCCUGGAGCAGAUUGACCUCAUUCGCCGCAUGUGUGCCUCCUACUCUGAGCUGGAGCUUGUGACCUCGGCUGAAGGUCUGAACAGCACUCAAAAGCUGGCCUGCCUCAUCGGUGUGGAGGGUGGUCACUCAGUGGACAGCAGCCUCUCUGUGCUGCGCAGUUUCUAUGUGCUGGGAGUGCGCUACCUGACGCUCACCCACACCUGCAGCACACCCUGGGCAGAGAGUUCCAGCAAGUUCACACACCCCUUCUACACCAACGUCAGCGGGUUGACAAGUUUUGGUGAGAAAAUGGUGGGAGAAAUGAACCGGUUAGGCAUGAUGAUAGACUUGUCCUAUGCAUCGGACACCUUGGUGAAGCGAGUCCUGGAGGUAUCCGGAGCUCCUGUGAUCUUCUCCCACUCGGCUGCCAGGACUGUGUGCGACAAUUUGCUGAAUGUUCCUGAUGAUAUCCUGCAACUUCUGAAGAAGAAUGGUGGCAUUGUGAUGGUGACCCUCUCCUUCGGGGUGCUGCAGUGUAACCUGUUUGCUAAUGUGUCCACCGUGGCAGAUCACUUCGACCACAUCAGAUCAGUCAUUGGAUCGGAGUUCAUAGGGAUUGGCGGAAAUUAUGAUGGGUCAGGCCGGUUCCCCCAGGGACUGGAGGACGUGUCCAAAUACCCAGUGCUGAUAGAGGAGUUGCUGAGGCGGGGCUGGAGAGAGGACGAGCUCCAAGGUGUGCUUCGUGGAAACCUGCUGCGGGUCUUCAGCCAAGUGGAACAGGUGAGAGAGGAAAGAAGAGAGCAGAACCCUGUGGAGGCUGAGCUUCCAGACAGGCGUCCAGUCAGGCCCUGCCACUCCCACCUCCUGCCUCAGCCUCAGAAUGAACCCUUGGGUACCCACCUGGAGGUGACCAAGUGGCCAUCCGGUCAGGUGCUCCAGAGCCCCUCAAAAGCCUCCCCACACCUCUUCCUAGGCCUUGUGGCUGCUACCAUCCUCCCAAUUCUUAUCCUAUGGCUCUUGUGACCUAAAUGCUAAUCUCCCCAGAGGUCUCUGUAGCAGUCCCAAAGUCCCCUUCCUACUUGUCCAGGCAUAAGCUAUAUUGAGAAUAAACGUUGUAGGCAUGGA